CAAGAAUAUUUCGAAAAUCUUUUAGCUAAUCCAAAAGAUGAGGAUAUAGCUGAAAUUUAUAGUUGUAUUGGCACAACAAAAAGAUUAAAAGGUGAAUAUGAUGAUGCACUCAAAGAUUAUCAACGUAGUUACAAAAUGAUAAUUAAUACUAGACCGGAACGUUCAAAAGAUUUAUUAAGAUUAUUGAAUAAUAUGGGAAAAGUUUAUAUGGAAAAAGACCAACAAAAUGAAGCAUUAGAUUAUUAUUUAAGAGCUCUAAAAGUCAGAACAGAUACAUUAGAUCCUGAGUAUUUCGAUCGUGAUAUAGCAAUUUUAUUAAAUAAUAUAGGUCUAAUUUAUUAUUAUAAAGGUGAUUGGAAUAAAUCGUUAGAAUAUCAUUUUGAAUCAGUCAAUAUGAAACAAAAAUAA
This is a messenger RNA of Didymodactylos carnosus, 408 nucleotides long. The record is from the annotation of a GenBank genome assembly. Lineage: Eukaryota; Metazoa; Rotifera; Eurotatoria; Philodinida; Philodinidae.